Hyla sarda is the source of this 2641-nucleotide messenger RNA. Its product is annotated as kinesin-like protein KIF20A. The record is from RefSeq and is a predicted model, not a curated record. The coding region runs from base 228 to 2567 and encodes 779 amino acids. The transcript has 19 exons. Gene Ontology annotation, cellular component: microtubule; nucleus; kinesin complex. NCBI's taxonomy places the organism in Eukaryota, Metazoa, Chordata, Amphibia, Anura, Hylidae. Gene Ontology annotation, molecular function: ATP binding; ATP hydrolysis activity; microtubule motor activity. Gene Ontology annotation, biological process: microtubule-based movement.
ACAACAAACAGGCGGGAAACAUUUGAGCCGUCAUCGUCCGAACCUGGGCGGGGACCAUCCCAGAAUUCCUAUUGGCUGUAUCGGUGUCCAAUAGGAACUGAGGUCACAUGAAUGGCGGGAAAUAUGAAGCUGACGGGCGGGGUCGGUAAUCGCUCAGUGAUUGUGCGGUCGUGUGUGAGCAGCGUCCUGUGUCCUCUGCCGACAUUACAAUUCUAAAUCCUUUCCUAAUGGACACCAGAGAUGAAAGUACCAUGGUGUCUGCGGAGCAGAGCUCUCUGCUGGAUCCCUCCAUGUGCAGUGCUGCCGGGGACACUACUACCUCAAAUUCCUCAGUCCUGAACACUGAAGCAUCGCAUCCACUGAAAGUAUACCUGAGAGUGCGACCUUUCUCAAAGUCUGAGCUUACGAACAAUGAAUCCCAGGAAUGUGUAACUACUGAAAAUGCUGAGAUUGUGUCCCUGCGUGCUCCUAAAGACUCCUCUACAAUGAAAAAUUGUGAACGAGGUAUCGGGCAGUCAGUGCAUAAAUUUACUUUCACCAGGAUAUUUGGUGAAGACACAACGCAGGCAGAUUUUUUUGAAGGCACUGUGAAAGACUUGGUGGUCUCUUUUGCUAAUGGGCAGAAUGGACUUGUCUUCAAUUAUGGGGUCACAAAUGCUGGGAAAACCUUUACAAUCCAAGGAACACCAAAAGAUGGAGGAAUCUUGCCCAGAUCACUGGACGUUGUCUUUGAUCAUAUUAGGGGUCGGCAGUACGUCAAGAUGAAUCUCAAGCCUUAUCUUGGCAAUGAUGUUAUGAAACUGGAUCCUGCUCAAGUAAAGCAAGAAGAAGCCAUGAAAGGGUCACUCUUUUCCAGCCUUAAAGAGGAUGGUAUGAAGACUGUUGUAAGUUCCAACAAGCUGCUAAGUCUGACUGCUUGUGAAGACUCUCCAUCUGAUCAAGGAGUUACUGACCAAAAUCAAUUUUCUGCUUGGGUGUCCUUCUUUGAAAUCUACAAUGAGUAUGUGUAUGACCUACUCGACCAGUUCCCUACAUCAAAGAACCAAAAGAGGCCCGCGCUAAAGAUCUGUGAUGACCAGUUAGGCACCUCCUAUGUGAAAGAUUUGAAGUGGUUUAAUAUCACUAGCACAGAGGAAGCGUGCAAGAUACUGCAGAUUGGCAACAAGAAUAGAAGUUUAGCAUCUACUAAAAUGAAUCAACAGUCUAGUAGAAGUCACAGUAUUUUUACCAUUCGACUUCUCAAAUUAGGCCCUGGUGAUGACCCCAGUGUUCUUGGUGUGUCAGAGAUGUCUUUGUGUGAUUUGGCUGGAUCAGAACGUUGUAAUAAAACACAAACUGUUGGCGACCGUCUGAAGGAGGCUGGAAACAUAAAUAACUCUCUGCUCAUCCUUGGCAAAUGCAUUGCAGCUCUGAAGCAGAGCCAGAACCCAAAGAAAGCUAGCUAUGUUCCAUUCAGGGAAAGCAAACUCACCAGGCUAUUUCAGCCCUUUUUCUGUGGAAAGGGAAAAGCCUGUAUGAUUGUGAACAUUAACCAGUGUGCUUCUACUUAUGAUGAAACACUGCAUGUCAUGAAGUUCUCUGCUGUUGCUAAACAAGUUGUUCAGACAAUUCAGCCACGGAACUUUGAUUUCAUAAACCCAAGAAUUGUUGGGAAAGAUGGCAAGAUUAUAACAGAAAUUGAUGCAAAUCUGUCGAUGGAGGAUCUUCUUUCUGAGGAUGAAGAUGAGGAAAUGGAUAUUUCAGUUGCAAGUGCCGAGGAUCUAUUGAGAAAAAUUGAAGAGCUUAAAGAAAAGCUGAUGUCUGAAAGGCAAAACAAACUACUACUUGAAAUGCAGAUAAGAAAAGAGAUGGGGGAAGCAAUGUAUCAGCAGAUGGUUCAACUUGAUGAGACUUGGAGUAAGCGAUUUGAGGACUAUAGAGAAACAACAGAAGAGCAGCUGGAGGGCCGCCUGGAAAUGUACAGGAAAGCCAUAAAAAACCAUGCGCAUCGUCAAGCAAUGGAAGAACUUGAAGAGGAUUAUGUUACUCUAGAGGAAUUUCAGGCUGAGCAAGAAAAAGUUGAGGAGAGAGACCGAAGAAUAGAAGAACUGGAGAUUGCGCUUGGUCUGCACAAGCAGUCAGGUGAUAUUGAAAGUGGCACAGAUUCUACCUCUGGAGCCCUGGAGGCAUUGACCAAACGAUGUCAAGAUAAAGAAAAGAUCAUAAUUGGCUUGAAGGUGCAGAUACAGAACAUUAAGGAUGAAGCUGAUCUGAAUGGAAGGAGGUUGACUGAAGAAAAUGACAUGUUGAAGCAGCAUUUAAAAAUCAAGGAACAGGAAAUCCGAGGUCUCCAGAACCUGGCAGAGCGAGCUAUACAGCUGGAGGCUUCAGUGACAGAACUGCAGGUGCAACUUGAUGAAAGUAAGAAGCGUGUGUCUUCUGUUGCCAUCGGUGAACCAAAACCCAAAAAGGGCUUGUUCUCAAGUAUUAAAAAUACUAUGACUGGUACUCCAAAGAAAUCUAAAGGUGUGGAGAAAAUUGAAGAAACUACUGGCUUGGCUAGGAAAAAACCUUUGCUUCGUAAGUGAGAAGCAAAAACUUUUACUAUUUGUAUGUAAAAAUAGGAUAUUUAUUUUAUGUAACUUAAAUAAAACACUUCUAC